CAUAUUGCAAUUCACAGUUCAUCCUAAUUCUGCGCCAGCGAGGAUCGACUCCUGUGGUUUGCGUGACUCCUAAAUUAACUCUGGACUUCUCGUCAUUAGUAUAUGCAGUCGCGUGCGGACCCGAUUGUGCAAGAGUCUCCUUGAUGUCGUCUAGCCGACCAUUCCGAUCUCUGCGUCAAAAUCACGCAAUGGGUCACAAUCUCACUGCUCGAUCCUCUCUCCAGGCCGUCAUGCCUUUCCACGAUCGAGAUCUGUCACGAAAUGCCGUGGUAACAUAUGUCGAGGAACUUCCUCGACGCGGGGUAUAAGAGUUGAGGCACUUUCCCGGCUUAUGACUCAGUAUCAGCUCGCUGCUCUUGAAUCGCCCACCUAUCUAUCCUUCAGCUAUGGGUCUCUCGCUCGUGCCACCUCAGCCCUCUGAUGUUUCGCCUCCCAAAACCACCGUGGCCGAUGCUGGUCAUCGGGAGGACAGAGACCCGCACAAGCUGCCGGUCUUCGACGUCAAGAGUAUGGAAGCACCCACAACUUCUACACUCUACCUGCCCCCGCUGCUUUCUUCAUUACCCCACGCUUUGCCUCCAAUUGAAACCCAUGACCCGAAACUUGCCACGGAGACACGUCUCCCCGACAUUGAUCCUGUUUCGUUGUCCUUGCACAAAGCUUUGCACAAAUUCCGCCCCAUACACUCUGACUACUCUUUGGUCACAUAUGCCGAUGCUUUCAAUUGGAACGAGCUCGAGCUCCCAGAAGAUGAAGAGCGGGAGUGGUAUUGCGUCGCAUUCCGGAGCAAGCGGAAGGCGGGUAGUGAUAGCACACCUCUUUACGAAGCGGAUAAAAAGGCACACGAAGAGGCAAUUUCCAAUGGAGGACUCAUCCUGUACUGGUAUGGCGUGCCUCACGCGGAGACAGGCAUGAACCUCGCGACUUGCAUCUGGCAAUCACGCAAGCACGCACGCGCAGCCAAUUCACGUCCACAUCAUAUUCGUGCAAUGAGGCUUGCCGCCAAUUCAUAUGAGGUGUACCAGCUUGAGCGAUACAAAUUGACAAAAGCCAAAGGGACUCGUCACCUCGCUGUGGAGCCAUUCGAUGGCGAAGAAGUUGGGUGGUGACGUAUUUUCUUGAACCUGCGUUCCCUUUCCUCUGGGCAUAUAGAUGAAUGAUUACCAUUAUUACUACACUAUACCCUUCCGCUUUCGUUUUCGAGGUAUCUUGUCACUUGCUCUGGACCUCACGAGGUCAACGCUUGUCCUAAUUAUAGUCUGUGUGUGCUUGCCCUAUCAAUAGAGAACGACAUAAAUAUCUGGC
Messenger RNA from Coniophora puteana RWD-64-598 SS2, 1305 nucleotides. RefSeq lists its product as uncharacterized. The transcript is spliced from 3 exons. NCBI's taxonomy places the organism in Eukaryota, Fungi, Basidiomycota, Agaricomycetes, Boletales, Coniophoraceae. Bases 387 to 1109 code for a protein of 240 amino acids. The record is from RefSeq and is a predicted model, not a curated record.